ACCAUGGUGGAGCUUUAGCUCGCGCAUAGCAGCGAGGGUCUACAACAUUGGAUAUGACUACUCUUGACUAGCUGUCUCCUUUCCUUAUUCUCCGUUCUCUCGAGCAAGAUCAUGCCCGAAUCUGGUACACCUUCCUACCACCUCUCUACCAGAUGAAUCGCAUAUUCGAGCGACUAUUCUCUCUGUUCUCUAUGAAAGGACCGCCGACGGCUAGUCCUAGUCCUCCUCCGGCUGGACUGGAAAGGACCCCCUCUCAGAGCCCGAGCACGGAACUCGAACCUGUCUCGGUCGUCGCUUAUCCUCCAGCUGGACGGGAGAGGACCCCCUCUGAGAGCCUGAGGAUGGGACCCAAGCCUGUCUCUGUCGUUGUCUCUCCUCCAGCCUUUGAUCUAGAACCCUACGAAUCCUUUGAUGAAGAUUUUCUUCAACGCACAGUUGACGAGAUUCUUUCUGAUCAGGCUAGUUUUGAGAAUAGCUUUGACGAGUAUUCGGGUGAUAGGAUGAUGGAUGGGAGUUGUGAUAAGAGAGGAAGCAUAGGGGCUAAUUCUAGGGUUGGGGGCUCGGAAUGUAACAGGUCGCCUUAUUUUCCGAGUAAGGUUGCUGGGAUGAGAUUUGUGGCGCAUAGGGUUAUUCGGAAGAUGGAGAGUACCGAUGAGGAGAGUGAGGAAGAGGAAGAGGAAGAGGAUGAUGAUAUUGAGGGCUGGGAAGCUGACCGAUUCUAUGGUGGUCAAAGUGGAAGCAAGUUGAAGAGACGAGACGAAUUGGAUCGUACCGCUGCUGCUAAGAUUAAACUUGAGCAUCUGCCAGAAGAUGAGAUACGGGUGGAAGAGCUUGGCACUGCGGUCCCUGCUUCUACUGUGGUUAGUGUUGAUGACAAUGCCUGCGACGAUGGAGAUCUCGAAGAGGUUUCGGAGGAGAAAUACGUUUUUGCUUCUGUUGGCGAUGAGGAGCAUGAUCGCCUUGUCAACUUCCUUGCUGAACACCCUUUCAUGUGCGCAGGCGCAUAUCCUGUGAAGCGAUCUGCGCGGCGCAGCUUCAUAAAAGAUGUACGGCGCGAGGCCUCCAUUUCUGGAAUGGACGAAGGCGCCCUUAACGUGUUGUUAAAAUGGGUCAAGAAAACAUACCUUGAGGUCCUUGAUGUUCCCAAUGUGGACAAGGAAGGGUCGGACUUCGGUGAUGAGAUUGAUGACGAAAAUUUGGUUGAUGUGCAGCCACCAAAGGCAUCGAAGAAAGAGCGGAAGAGAAAGAGGGCCGGUGUUGAGCACACGAGAGAAAAGGCCCCGGGAAAGAAACGAAAGUCCCUCAUGAGGGAUUCUCACGACUCAAUGACACCUACCGAACACAACGCGCGUAUAACCAUAGAUGUUGAUAGUGGUGACUCUGCGAUUGUGAACUCCAACUCCCCUUCCCCGGACAUCCAGGUUUUGGAAAAGGCUCCGGUUUUCCAGACCGGGCCUCAACGUACGCUUACCGCUGUUCUGGAUAAAUCGGAGGAUACACAGACUCAUAGAGCAAGAGCCGACAAGGUCGCUGCUACAAGACCAGCUACUCCUUCAAAGGAAAGACGCAAUGAGAGGAGCACUCCUACCAAGACGUCCUCGCUGUCAAAGCUUUCUAGGUCACAUGGCGAUUGUAUUUCUAAUAAUAGUAUGGGCAGCCAGAUGGGAAAACUGAGAGUAUCUCAGGGGCUCUCUUCACAGGCAGACCCUCCCAGAAAGCACGACUUCCUUUUCGCCGCGAAGCCUCCAACUUCCAAAUUGGAAGUUCCAAAGUCACCAAAGAUCCCACAUGAUGAUAACGAAAGUCGCAAGAAGGAAGCGAAACACAGAAAGCGUCAACGACGCAGAGAGAGAAGGAAGUCUAAACAGUCCGAGACAAUGUCCGGAAUUGGCCAGCCUUCUGGCAAAGACCAGCAGAACAGUCAUACGGCAAGCCCAGUGUCACACGAGAAACCAGUGGUGAACACUCCGGUUGUGCAUAAUAAGAUGUUCCUGGAAGACCCAUUUUGGGAUAUGGAUUUUUAGAAUCCGAUGAUUCGCAAGGAUUGACCACCUGCGCUGAGGUGAGGUCGAAGUAUUUUGCAGGGUUACCAAGGCAGUCUAUGAAGGGAAGAACCACCACUCUUAGCAAGGCGACAAAAUCGUUGAAGCGUUCAAUACCUGAAGAAACAAGACUUAUUUUA
This is a messenger RNA of Aspergillus alliaceus, 2182 nucleotides long. RefSeq lists its product as uncharacterized. NCBI's taxonomy places the organism in Eukaryota, Fungi, Ascomycota, Eurotiomycetes, Eurotiales, Aspergillaceae. The coding region runs from base 153 to 2024 and encodes 623 amino acids. The transcript is spliced from 2 exons. The record is from RefSeq and is a predicted model, not a curated record.